UCCUGCUUGACUUCAUCCUCUGUUUCCCAUUAAAUUCUGUUAUAGGACUUCUUAACUAAUGAGCCUUUUCAACUUCCUGAAAUUCAAGUAACUCGUCAGUUCCAAACUUGCAUGUAAUUACUCUUUUGUAUGAUUUAGGAAUAAAAGAAUUGCUCUAUAGUAAUCUCUUCUUUAUUUACAGGGUACAAACGAAAAGACAUCCACAAAACCAUGCCGAUGAUUCCUGAAUUUUAUUCAACAACAUUGAAGAGGAAAAGAGUGAUUGAGGAACAAGAAUAUGAGUAUUUUCUGAAUAUUUCAGUGCAUCAUGCUGAAGACAUUGAUUCUGUCACAAGACAUCCCGAUGGCGCGAAACGGAUAUAUAGAGUCAUCGGAUGGGUGAAUCCAGGAGAUGAAUUCAUAACUCCUGCAGCAGAAGGAUUGCCAAAUCCAGAGUGGAAUAUAAAAUACCAAGUUCCAUUAGGGAUGUAUGAUCCCUACAAGUACUUGAACUUGGAAGUAGUUCGAGUUUGGUCAAAAUCAGAUCCUGGUACAUCAAGUGGUUGUAUAUUGGUCGGAAGGGCUCAGAUUCCUUUGCCAAAACUUAACCAGAAGAAAGGCGAGCAGCAAGGGGGGAGCCACAGCAGGCGGCAUGGCCUGGUAGCACCACCAGCGGCAGGGUCUGGCGUCGUGGCGGAUGGGCACAUCAUAGUUGCCAUGGAAGUCAAGAGGCGACCAGCCUACUUUUAUGGUAGGUAGUUGAUGUUUUUCUAUUAAACGAUUGAAAAGGAGAAAGAUGUUGAAAUAGCCAAUUAUUUCUCUCCUUUGUUUUUUUUUUAAGUAGAAGGUGGUAGUAUUUUCCUUACUGAAUGUGAUUGUCCAAAAGACAUGGAAGUGUUUCAUCACUUUCUACAGCUACAACAUUUGA
Nicotiana tabacum (common tobacco) is the source of this 907-nucleotide messenger RNA. The record is from RefSeq and is a predicted model, not a curated record. NCBI's taxonomy places the organism in Eukaryota, Viridiplantae, Streptophyta, Magnoliopsida, Solanales, Solanaceae.